AUGCUCCGCAAGGAGUCUGAACCUGCCGCCACGAACGGUGCGUCUCUCGGAGGACAGAGCUCUGAUCAGGGUGGCACGAAAGCGACCAAAGCGUUUGAGCUGUUGCGAAAGUACAUGGACGACAUCCUCGACGUAUACAAGCCCGAGCUGCGCAAAUUACUAUGGCCCGUUUUCGUCUACUCAUACCUGGACCUGGUGCGCGAGUACUUCACCAAGGAUGCGGAAGCUUUCUUUGCAAAGUACCGCAAUACUUUUGAACGAGAUCACCCCCAGGAUGUCAACACCCUGAGUGCCGUGCGCCUGCCGCCACAUUUGACGACGGACAGCCUCGCGAAAUUAUACCUUGACAACAAGUACCGCGUGACUAUGACUCUGAUGCCGUUCUACAACCUGGUUCAGUUCUUGGAAUCUAAAAUGUUCGAAGGAGGUCAAGCACUAAUAGACGUUAUACGAGACCAUUUGAACAUCGUCACUGUGGACCGAACAGCGACCACCGAGAGAAGCAUCGCCGCAAUUCUAGCCAGCGGACAGGAUGAAGAUGAACUUCCUGCGGAAGACGAAGGAAUCCCUGGCCACAACCCCGGUCAUCCGCUCACAUCGCGACACGAUCCUGAAGCCGAUGCUUCCCGGAUACGGCUGGCGCUUGGACCGUACCCUCUGGAUCAAGACUUACAGGACGACGUGCGCGCGACGCUCCAGGACGAAGACGCUAAAAACGCGCCAAGGCCAGGACAGCCUUCACUUGUGGAUGAGUACGAGGCGCGCAUAAAACGCGAGCCGACAGACGACGUACCCUCUCGUGACUUGAUACCUCUUCCGCCAUCGCUUGCCCGAGACGUCUCAAUGGAGGUGCAAAAAGUGGUUGAACACCGCGACCGCUAUAGACUGGAGGGUACCAGAACUGGUGGUGUCGGCCCUGGAGUCAGCGUCACCAUGUACACCUUCCACAACACGUACGAUAGUAUCAACUGCAUCGACUUCUCGGGAGACAACAAGCUCGUUGCAGCUGGCAUGGCAGAGUCGUAUAUUCGAGUCUGGUCUAUGGACGGCAGUGCCCUCACGUCUCCCUCUGAAAACGCACAACCAGCUUCUUCGCGCCGGCUAGUUGGCCACUCGGGGCCCAUCUACGCAGUCGCUUUCUCCCCUGCCACAGUCAACCCGGAUCCCACAGGCCCUUCGACAUCAUCACAGUACCUACUCUCCGCAUCAGAAGAUAAGAGUGUCAGGCUAUGGUCCCUGGAUGUCUGGCAGUGUCUGGUAGCGUAUCGCGGUCACGACAACCCCAUUUGGGACUUGCAAUGGGGUCCUUACGGUCAUUACUUCCUCACAGGUUCGAACGACCGCACCGCCCGCCUUUGGGCCACUGAUCAUAUUGAGCCGCUCAGAAUAUACGUCGGACACGAGAACGACGUCGACUGCGUAGCCUUCCACCCGAAUAACCUGUACGUUUUCACCGGUUCCUGUGAUAGGACGGUGCGGAUGUGGCACACAUCUGGUGGCAACUGUCUUCGCCUGUUUACGGGACAUACCGGAAACGUCACCUCCAUUGCCUGCUCGCCUGACGGCAGAACACUCGCCAGCGCAGACGACAUGGGCAACAUCAUCUUAUGGACCCUCGAGACCGGUCGCCGGAAAAAGCGUAUGCGUGGCCACGGCAAAGGUGGAAUUUGGUCCCUCUCGUGGAGCGUCGAGUCCACCAUUCUUGUAUCCUGCGGUGCCGACCAAACGGUGCGCGUUUGGGAUGCCAUACAAGAGACAAACGAGUCGACUUCGAAAGCCGCUGACGGCACUGCUGCAGCGAAAGCUGAUGGAGCUUUGACAACGAAGGGAGCAUCUGGAGCUCCCGUUACAGGCGCGAAGAAGAAUGCCAAGGAAUCGGGCGUUACGGCGGAUCAGAUUAGUGUGUUCCAAACAAAGGAGAGCCCUGUCUAUAAGGUGCAGUUCACAAGGAUGAACUUGGUGCUCGCGGGUGGUGCUUACCUGCCACGACCAACAAAAUAG
Messenger RNA from Paraphaeosphaeria sporulosa, 2001 nucleotides. Its product is annotated as WD40 repeat-like protein. Lineage: Eukaryota; Fungi; Ascomycota; Dothideomycetes; Pleosporales; Didymosphaeriaceae. The transcript has 2 exons. Gene Ontology annotation, molecular function: RNA polymerase II general transcription initiation factor activity; protein binding. Gene Ontology annotation, biological process: transcription initiation at RNA polymerase II promoter. Gene Ontology annotation, cellular component: transcription factor TFIID complex. Bases 1 to 2001 code for a protein of 666 amino acids. The record is from RefSeq and is a predicted model, not a curated record.